CCUCUUUGAGUUGCGUCCCUUGCAGAUUGAAGGACGAGAAAAAUGUCUCAUAGGAAGUUUGAGCACCCAAGACACGGGUCUUUGGGAUUUCUGCCCAGAAAGAGAGCUGCUCGACAUAGGGGAAAGGUGAAGGCAUUCCCUAAGGAUGAUCCAAGCAAACCCUGCAAGCUGACUGCCUUCUUGGGUUACAAGGCCGGAAUGACCCAUAUUGUGAGAGAAGUUGAAAAACCUGGAUCAAAACUCCACAAGAAAGAGACAUGUGAAGCUGUCACCAUCAUUGAAACACCUCCGAUGGUGAUCGUUGGUGUUGUCGGGUAUGUGAAGACACCUCGUGGUCUUCGUUGCCUGAACACUGUCUGGGCUCAACAUCUGAGUGAAGACAUUAAGAGGAGGUUCUACAAGAACUGGUGCAAGUCCAAGAAGAAGGCCUUCAUGAAGUACUCCAAAAAAUAUGAGACUGAUGAAGGUAAAAAAGAUAUCCAGGCACAGUUGGAGAAACUCAAGAAGUAUGCUUGUGUCAUCCGUGUAUUGGCUCACACUCAGAUAAGGAAGAUGAAGGGUCUGAAACAGAAGAAAGCACAUUUGAUGGAAAUCCAGGUGAAUGGUGGGACUAUUGCCCAAAAGGUUGACUAUGCAUAUGGUUUCUUUGAGAAGCAGGUUCCAGUUGAUGCUAUUUUCCAGAAGGAUGAGAUGAUUGAUAUCAUUGGUGUGACCAAGGGUAAGGGUUAUGAAGGUGUUGUAACACGUUGGGGUGUGACACGUCUUCCUCGCAAAACCCACAGGGGUCUUCGUAAAGUUGCUUGUAUUGGUGCUUGGCACCCUGCCAGAGUUUCCUUCACAGUGGCCCGUGCUGGUCAAAAUGGAUAUCAUCACCGUACCGAGAUGAACAAGAAGGUCUAUAAGCUCGGCAAAGCUGGGCAAGAGUCACAUGCAGCGAUAACUGACUACGACAGGACUGAGAAAGACAUCACACCUAUGGGUGGAUUUGCCCAUUACGGUGUGGUGAAGGAUGAUUACCUGUUGAUCAAGGGAUGCUGUGUAGGUCCUAAGAAGAGAGUUGUUACCCUUCGCCAAUCUCUUCUUAACCAGACCUCUCGUGUUGCUCUUGAGGAGAUUAAGCUCAAGUUUAUUGACACUUCUUCAAAGUUUGGACAUGGUCGCUUCCAGACCACUGAGGAGAAGCAGAAAUUCUAUGGCCGGCUCAAGGCUUGAAGGCUAUUAUAGAACUGCAACUGUUGGCUGAGCUUAAACCAGCUGUUUGCUGAGUUGAACCCAUGACUUAGUAGAAGUUUUGGACAAGUUAUUGUUAUUUUUUCUUUAUUUUAUAAAGUUUUUCUGUAGACAAUGGUCUACAUGCUAGUAAGUACCUUCAGGAUUUUAGUUGAGCUUGCAACUUUUGCUAGAGCUUAAACGCCUAUUAUUUUGGUAGAACAGAAGUUUUGUCAAUUUGUGUUAUUGAUAUCUUAAUUUGUGAGGUGA
Lycium barbarum (goji berry) is the source of this 1479-nucleotide messenger RNA. Its product is annotated as large ribosomal subunit protein uL3. NCBI's taxonomy places the organism in Eukaryota, Viridiplantae, Streptophyta, Magnoliopsida, Solanales, Solanaceae. Gene Ontology annotation, cellular component: ribosome; cytosolic large ribosomal subunit. Gene Ontology annotation, biological process: translation; ribosomal large subunit assembly. Gene Ontology annotation, molecular function: structural constituent of ribosome; RNA binding. The transcript is spliced from 6 exons. The record is from RefSeq and is a predicted model, not a curated record. Bases 43 to 1212 code for a protein of 389 amino acids.